UAUCUAAUACUGCUAGUUUCUAUAAAAGGCAAAUAUCAGUCGCUGCAAAGUAGUCUUGUCUUACUUUUAACCGACGAGUGGAAAAAUUGGAAAAUGAGGCUCAUCAUUUUGGCUGUUGUUGCAGCUGUCCUCGUACAAGGAUAUCUGUCAGCUUCAGUAAAUGACCCAUCAGAAGACUCAAAGAAUAUGGUGAAGAGACAGGCACCUUCUCUUCCGAAUUUUAUGGGGGGUUUCCGUCCCCCUAACAUGGGGGCUAUGGGAGCUCUCGGUAUGGGGGCUAUGAGACCUGGCAUGGGUGCCAUGGGGCCUCCUGGCUUGGGCGGAAUGGGUCCACCUGGCUUCGACGGAAUGGGUCCACCUGGCUUCGGCGGAAUGGUGCCACAUGGCUUCGGCGGAAUGGGGCCACCUGGCUUGGGUGGAAUGGGUCCACCUGGCUUCGGCGGAAUGGGAUAUCCCCAUAUGCCUCCUAACAUGUUUACACCUCCAAACUUCGCUGACGCUCAAGCUUCUAACUCCAGUCCAGUCCAGUCCUCCAACGGUACUGACGGUAACUCUAUCUCGGGGUAGACCAAUGACCAGGGCAAUCCUACUGAAUACCACGGCAACCGUACCGCUGAUCACUAGAUGGUUUUCCAGUAUUCGUGUAAAAUAUUUAUAAAUUAUAUUGUAUAGUGCCCAUUUAUAAUAUAUAAGUGUUAAAACUUUAAAGCAAUAAAAGUAGAGAAACCGUA
Aricia agestis (brown argus) is the source of this 731-nucleotide messenger RNA. RefSeq names its product collagen alpha-1(IV) chain-like. The transcript has 4 exons. The coding region runs from base 94 to 567 and encodes 157 amino acids. NCBI's taxonomy places the organism in Eukaryota, Metazoa, Arthropoda, Insecta, Lepidoptera, Lycaenidae. The record is from RefSeq and is a predicted model, not a curated record.